CUAUGUAGCCCAGGCUGGCCUCAAACUUGUACAAAUCCUCCUGCCUCAGCCUGGAAAGUGCUGGGAUUAUAGGGGUGCACCACCAGCCCUGGGGUUGGGUUUGAACUUUUGACCCUCCUGUCUCAUCAUGGCCUACCCAGCAAGUAGUCUCUGAGCUUCUGUCAUCUGCCGGAGUCCUGUCAAAGAUCCUGACUCUCUUGUUGGUGCUUGAGAUGCUUUUUUAAGUUAUAUGGAAAAAUGUUUAAGUGCUUUUCAGUUCUGUUUUGGUUGAGUUCUACUGUAUUUGAGUAGUAUUGUAGGCUUUUUUCCCCUUGCAUUGUUUUUGAGUGGUUUUAAUUUUUUGUAUGUGUGUGUUUGAUAAUAGUUAUUUAAUUAAAAAAAAAAAGAUCCUGACUCAGCCAGGAGCCAUCUCCUUAAACACAAAAAUCCUAUUUUACGUCCAUUGUACAAAGAACGGAUCCAAGCUGGGGCAUAUUCAUGUUUUCCCUCUAACUUUAAAGGAUGUGGAAAUGUACGAGGCUGUGGCAGUGCACACCUGUCAUUCCAGCACUCUGGGAGGCUGAGGCAAGAGAAUCCCAAGUUCCAGUCCAGCCUGGGCAACUUAAGGAGACGCUAUCUCCAGGGCCAGGGAUUUAGCUCAGUGCCUGGCCCUGGCUUCAUGCCUGUAACUAAAAAUAAAAAAUUCCAGUGGGCCCCGACGUCAUGGGGGCCCUGAGUGUCUAACAGUCUGCCUGCUCUGGGUCCUGGACUCCCCAAAGUUGUGAUCUGGUGCCUUAAAUGCCCCGUUUGGUAUCCCCAAAGCGCCUGAUUGCGCCGUGUGCAGUCUGGGCCGCCCCUCUGCUUUCCCUUGGGUCUGCCGUCCAGCGCGGCUCCUGGGGCCCCUCGGGGGACUUUCCCGGCCUCGGGUCUCGCGGUGACCUCACCGGCUCCUCCCCGUGACUUGGAGAGGGCGGCGCCUCCUCUCGGCUACUCGGGCCCUGCAGCGCGCAGCAGGAGGGGAGCGGAGGACGCUGCCCCAAAGGUCUCCCCGGGUCGCCCUCCUGCGUGUGGACCUGGGCACAGUGAUAAAUAGGAGUCGCUGGGCGAGCAGGAGGCAGCCAUCUGGAACAUGUCGCCACCAGCCCCAGCCUCUGCUGCCCACAUUCGCUCCCUCCCGUGCCCAUGGCCUGCCCAGGCCCGUCACUGCCUGGCGCCUUUGACCUCCUAGCUGCCACCGGGCCGGACCAGCUGGUGGUCCUGCAGCACAAGCUCCAGACGGUGUACAAAGGCCACCCAGGCGCCGACCUCCUGCACGCCAUGGUGCUGCUGCAGCUGGGCCGGGACACCGAGGCCCGGAUCUCACUGGACACCCUGAAGGCUGACACUGUGGCCCGUCUGGUGGGCCACCGGUGGGCCGGCAUGGACAGUGUCGAGGGCCCCGAGGAACCCGCCGAUGUGUCCUGGGCAGUUGCCCGCCUGUACCACCUGCUGGCUGAGGAGUCCCUGUGCCCAGCUGCCCUGAGGGACGCGGCCUACCAGGCAGCCCACCAGGCCCUCGGCUCCCAUGGGGACCCGCGGCUGGGUGAGCUGCAGGCUGAGGCCUUCGACUGCUGUGGGUGGGACGUCCUCGGGGACAUGAGGGGCUUCCAGCCUCUCUGCUCCAAUGAGGGUCCCCUGCAACUGUCAUCAGUGACACCGCCGAGGACUGGGAGCCUUCCGCGCCCUAUCGAGGACUGGAGCCAGGGGCGCUCACUGCGCUCCACGGGCAGCCCUGCCUCGCUGGCCAGCGACCUGGAAAUCAGCCAGUCGCCCACUAUGGCCUUCCUCAGCCAGCCCCGAGGCCUCCACGGGCCCAGCAAGCUCAGUACUCAGCCUCUGGGGCCUGAGCCUGUCCCCCUGGGGGGCCCGGAGCCGGAGGAGAUGAGCUGGCCCCCCUCGGCCCAGAUCACGGGGCCUCUGGAGCUGCCAAGCAUUCCUGCCCUGGAAGUGGGCCCCGACCCCCCCUCUCCAGGCCUCCCCGCUCCCCCUGCUCCCCCGGAGACUGGCGCCCACUCCCCAGUGGAGUGCACAGACGUCUCCUCAGGCCCCAAACCUCUCCCCUCACCGGAUCCCGAACCCACAGAAAGUCUUUGCCCCGUCAAAGACCAGAGAGCACCCCAGCUGUCUGUGGAAGACACCACAUCACAGGACUCCAAGCCCAGCCCGCCGAUGUCCUUGGCUCCGGAGACCUCCCUGCCCCUUCCUCCUGCUGCUUCCCCAUCCUCCGGCUCCGAGGCUCUGCCAGCCUCCUCCCGCCCGCUCUGCCCUUCUUCCUUCCAGUCCGAGGCAUCGGAGCAGAAGUUCUAUAACUUCGUGGUCCUCCACGCCCUGGCGGAUGAGCAUGUGGCCCUGCGAGUCCGGGAGAGGCUGGAGGCCCUGGGGGUGCCCGAUGGGGCCACGUUCUGGGAGGACUUCCAGGUGCCCGGGCGUGGUGAGCUCCGCUGCCUGCAGGACGCCAUUGACCACUCAGGCUUCAUCAUCUUGCUCAUGACCCCCAACUUCAACAGCGCCCUGAGCCUGCACCAGGUCAACCAGGCCCUGACAAGCAGCUUCACACAUCACGGCCGCCGAGACAGUGUCAUCCCCCUCCUGCCGCUUGAGAGUGCACCUGGGCUGCAGCGCUCUGACACCUCACGCCUGCUCUCCGGCCUCGUGUGGCUGGACGAGCACUCCAAGAUCUUUGCCAGAAAGGUGGGCAACACCUUCAAGCCCCAGAGGCUGUGGGAGCACAGGGCGCACUGGCAGAGGGAGCAGGAUGCGCGGGCCCGGCUGGAGGCCAGGCAGCGCCUGGACAGCGAGAGACAGCAGGCCGAGGCCUUGCACGCCGAGCACAGUGCCUACCUCCAGAGCUGCCUGGCCUGGCAGGCUCAGAUGGACAAGCUCAAGGUGGACUUCGGGAGCCACUUGUCACUUGGGACUCAGGUGCCUUAUCCGGCUCAGGGGCUCUUUGGGGUCCAGGGGCCCUGGGGAGCCCUGCCGCCCUUCCUGGGCUGGCCUGGGUGUCCUCAGCCACCAACACUGCACCCAGGGCAUACUGGUACCCCCUCACCAGCCUGCCCGCAGCCCCCCACCUUCCCCCAGCCCCCUACCUUUCCACCUGCCUCUCCUGCACCUCCUCAGACCCCCCUCAUUAUUCACCACGCCCAGAUGGUGCAGCUGGGAGUGAACAAUCACAUGUGGAACCAGAGAGGAGCCCAGACACCUGAGGACAAGGUGCAGGAAGCAGAAAGGCUGAGCGACCAGGCCUGACCCCCUGGGACCAUACCACCAUCCAGGCACCAGCUUUGGGUGGGACAUUCCCAGUGGGCAGUGGCAGACAGGGUCAUUUGCCCCUUUCUUUUUCUUUUUUUUUUUUGAGACAGAGCCUUGCUGACCUCGAAUUCAUGGCAAUCCUCCUGCCUCAGACUCCUGAGCUGGGAUUAUAGGCAUGUGCCACCAAGCCCGGCUGAUUUGCCACUUCUAAGACCUGGCCCCGGAGGACUGUCAUUUCUCAAAAUAAAGCCAAGAGGAGCCAGG
Molecule: messenger RNA, 3534 nt
Organism: Heterocephalus glaber (naked mole-rat)
Lineage: Eukaryota; Metazoa; Chordata; Mammalia; Rodentia; Bathyergidae
Gene: Ticam1
Product: TIR domain containing adaptor molecule 1
Biological process (GO): positive regulation of type I interferon production; positive regulation of canonical NF-kappaB signal transduction; TRIF-dependent toll-like receptor signaling pathway
Cellular component (GO): endosome
Molecular function (GO): signaling adaptor activity
Source: RefSeq, a predicted model, not a curated record